Messenger RNA from Drosophila takahashii, 1256 nucleotides. RefSeq names its product frequenin-1. Gene Ontology annotation, molecular function: calcium sensitive guanylate cyclase activator activity; calcium ion binding. Lineage: Eukaryota; Metazoa; Arthropoda; Insecta; Diptera; Drosophilidae. The record is from RefSeq and is a predicted model, not a curated record.
GAAAAUUAUAAAGCAUAUUAAAAUACUUAUGGCAAAGUUUUGAAUACCCAAAACAAAAGCAACAGCAAACAAAAAAAUUGCAAAGUAAAACGAACUUGCGCAACAAAAAAGUUUCGCCACUAAAGAGCAAUAGCAGUCAAGUGCAACAACAACAACAGCAACAGAAACAACAACAGCAACUAGCCGCAACAAGAACAACAUGGGAAAAAAGAGCUCCAAGUUGAAACAGGAUACCAUUGAUCGCUUAACAACGGACACAUACUUCACAGAGAAAGAAAUACGUCAAUGGCACAAAGGAUUCCUGAAAGACUGUCCCAACGGCCUGCUCACAGAGCAAGGCUUCAUCAAAAUCUACAAACAAUUCUUUCCACAAGGCGAUCCCAGUAAAUUCGCAUCGCUCGUCUUUCGUGUCUUCGAUGAGAACAAUGAUGGCUCCAUCGAGUUUGAGGAGUUCAUACGCGCCUUAUCCGUCACAUCGAAGGGCAACCUGGACGAAAAACUGCAGUGGGCCUUCCGUCUAUACGAUGUGGACAACGAUGGCUACAUAACGCGGGAGGAGAUGUACAACAUAGUGGAUGCGAUCUAUCAGAUGGUGGGCCAGCAGCCGCAAUCGGAGGACGAGAAUACGCCGCAGAAGCGAGUGGACAAGAUCUUCGAUCAAAUGGAUAAAAACCACGACGGCAAAUUAACAUUAGAAGAAUUUCGUGAGGGUAGUAAAGCUGAUCCACGUAUAGUUCAGGCGUUAAGUUUAGGUGGUGGUUAAACCGAUUAACAAUGGCCGUUUACCGAUAUAACCAACAGACCCAAUUCCAAUUCCACAAAAAUCAAGCGCGCAAUAAACCAAAAAAAAAAUCCCUCGAUACUGACACUGAAAUUUGAUCUAAAAAAAAACCGAAAAGUAAAGUAAAGAAAAUUAUUGGGGAGGGGGAGGUACGGUGCCACGCCCCCCUCCCCUUCGUUUGCAUUCGCUUCUUCUCACUCUUCACUAAUUCUCUUCUCUCUACGCUUUUCUCAAUUCUCAAUUCUCGAUUCUCCGCGCGUCGCUUGCGACACUGAAGAUGAUAAUAAUUUUUUGAUAUAUGCAUAAAGUAUAACUAAAAAAAAACAAGAUGGAAAACCAAAUAAACGAACCGCAAACGAAACGAGAAUGAAAUUAAUUUUUAAAUAUACACCAAAAUAUAAAUAUAUAUAUAGGAAAUCAUGGCGUAGUCAGAGCGCAGUUCAUAGCAAUAAUGGAAAAACCAAAAAUGAUAGAA